AGAUUUGGUGAAAUAUGGAUUCAUUUAGAACAGCUUGCUUAUCAUCCGCAAGCCUAGAUGAUCUGAUUGCGCGCUUCCGCGUACUUGACGAAGCCCGACAAGGUCUGGUCAGUGCGGCCGUCGCAGAAGGGCACUACUGUAAAUCGGGGGACGAGAGUUACCCGCAGGUUGUUGAAAGGCCAAAAACAUGUCAAAAUCGGUCGACUAAUUCGUCUGUAGUAAAAUCAUUCGGAAAAAAGAAGCCUUACUCACAAGUUCUUCGAAACUCAAUGCCGGAAAAUAGUGGAAGGAAGAAAGUAAAACCGCGUGCGACUACAAGAGAGGAUCACAGCCGUUCGGAUGUUUGUGGAUUAUUUAGCCCAACGUCCCCGAAGAAAAAGCUUACUCAGCAUGACUCAUCUGCCGACAUCCCUGUUUGUGUUUCGAAACCCAAGAGGAAUGGAAUUCGAACUAAAUCUGCCAAUCAAGCAUUUUAUAAUCAAGAAUUUUUAUGA
This is a messenger RNA of Ctenocephalides felis (cat flea), 494 nucleotides long. RefSeq lists its product as uncharacterized. The transcript is spliced from 5 exons. The record is from RefSeq and is a predicted model, not a curated record. Bases 15 to 494 code for a protein of 159 amino acids. NCBI's taxonomy places the organism in Eukaryota, Metazoa, Arthropoda, Insecta, Siphonaptera, Pulicidae.